Messenger RNA from Petromyzon marinus (sea lamprey), 2755 nucleotides. It is a transcript of the gene PLPBP, whose product is annotated as pyridoxal phosphate binding protein. Lineage: Eukaryota; Metazoa; Chordata; Hyperoartia; Petromyzontiformes; Petromyzontidae. Gene Ontology annotation, molecular function: pyridoxal phosphate binding. Gene Ontology annotation, cellular component: intracellular anatomical structure. The record is from RefSeq and is a predicted model, not a curated record.
AUAAAGUAGCCUCUUUAAGAGGCCUGGCGUCUCGGUUUGAGUCCCAAACGCAAGAGCGGUGUGGUUAAUCUUGGUCGACAUCAUUCCACGCACAAUACGCUAAUGAUUAUUAAUUUGAAUACUUUCUAGCUAUUAUAAUCGUUUUCGUUGGUAUCAACACGGAACUAUCAUCAGUGGGCAGGUGCGGCUUGUGGCUCAACGUUGCUCCGCAUGCAAGAUUCAAUGGAAUUGGCAGAAGCGCUUUGCUCCGUGUUGGAUAAAGUCAGGGCAGCCACUGCCCGCAGGCCAAUUCAUCUCCCAGACACUCUCCCAUGCCUGGUGGCGGUGAGCAAGACCAAGCCGGCGGCCAUGGUGAUCGAGGCCUACAAGCACGGGCAGCGUCACUUUGGUGAAAAUUAUGUUCAGGAAUUGGUAGAAAAGGCAUCGGAUCCCCAGGUUCGGUCGCAAUGUCCUGAGAUAAAGUGGCAUUUUAUCGGCCACCUACAGAAAGGCAAUGUCAACAAGCUCGUGACUACGCCAAACCUGUACGUUGUGGAGACUAUUGACUCGAUCAAGCUCGCUGAACGGGUAAAUGCUUCCUGGCAGAAGAAAAGCUCGGAAAAGUUAAAGGUCAUGAUACAGAUCAAUACGAGCAGUGAAGACAGCAAACAUGGGCUGCCACCUAAAGACACCGUGGACACCGUAAAGCAAGUCUUAGAAAAGUGCACUGGACUAGAGUUCUUUGGAUUGAUGACAAUCGGAAUGUAUGGACAUGACCUGUCCCAGGGACCCAACCCAGACUUUCAGAAAUUGUUGGCUUGCCGUGUCAACGUGUGUGAGAAGCUUGGAUUGAAGCCUGAGACCAUUCAAAUGAGCAUGGGGAUGUCAGGAGACUUUGAACAUGCGAUUGAAGUCGGGGCCACGAGCGUCCGGGUUGGCAGCACGAUUUUCGGAGAGCGUGACUACGGAAACAAGGGAGCGAACAAAGGUAGCGACGGAGAGGAGGAGAGAGGUUCUGCCGGAAGAUAAAACCAAACUCCCACCAUGCCGUCAUGGAACCUUGCUGUUUCAGAACAGUGCUGGACUAGAGUGCUUGCUAUCGCGGAUUUUGGGCGCUUUAAAGAUGCGGUAACAAUUGUACGAUUCUUUGGCUUUAAAGCGUUUGCACUUGGGCAUGAUGUUGUUGCUUUUGCUGGAAGUUUGAAAACAAUAUGCAGGCUGCCCAUUGAUAUCACAAAACACUCGAAUAAGUUGAAAUUCAUAUAUUAGAAAUUAGCAUACGAUUAAUAAUCUGUGAAGUAGUACAUUCACAAAGCCAUUAUUAUAGUCAUAUUUAGAGUCACCGCUCCAUUGUGGUUCGUAAAUUUCAAUUUACUGAGUAAAUUAUAAAGAUAUGCUUUUGUUAGUUAGGUGUGAAUUUUACACUUUGCUAAACACUACAAGAGCAUGUGUUUCUAUAUGUUGUCAUUCUGAUUGUUUAAUAUUUCCUAGAUUUAUAGCGUUCGCAGGAUCCAGUCACUUGAGUUUCCAGUUGCCUUGCAGUGAAACUCACAUUUUGAAAUAUUCUGGUUGAUUUUCAAUGAUACCGCCAGGGUUGUUUACUUCAAUAAAAGUUUUAUGCAUUACCAAGAUUAUAAUUGUUGAUUUUUCAAUUUAAGUCUUCAAAGUGCACACAAUUGGUGAGCUUUCUAAGGUAUCAAUUAUACAUUCUUACGUUAGUGUUUUUCACAUCUGCACGUACUUGUGCCCACAUUUUUGUUAUUUUUAAAAUACUUCCAUCAAAACAGAAUGCUUCAUUAACACGUUUGAGAAUUUAACAAAAAAAUAAAUGCAAAUUCCAAGGCAGACGUUGUAACUCCGAAGAAACACAAUGCAUCACUCCCAUGCAUAAAACUGGCACAAGAGGAUUACGCUGCUCAGUGGAGUAGUUGAAGAUUAACCCGGGUUAGAGUCGACCAUAAAAAUGUGCUUUAGGUUGCAAAAUGUUUAUAUCGUCAUUGAGUGUCACACUUGGAAGUGAUUGUGUAAAAUCAACAUAGGUCUUUAGUUGUAAUGCAAUAGACCUGAAUGAAAAAAAUAUUCUUAUUUAUAUACAGUAUUGGAGAUUGGUAGUGCCAGUGGGUUGAAUUGUAGGUAUACUUUGCAAAAGUGCAUGUUUUGUCUGACUCACUUAUGGAUCUGAAUGACUUCACAUGUGAUUGUGCAACUUCAUCUUCUGGGGCUGUUGUUUUUCCACUGGCCGGGUGCACUGCUCGCUGCGAGAGUUCGGAAUGGAUAAUGUAUUUGUCUCAUGAUAUUGCACUGAAAGCGCAUUGGAAUAUAAACUGAGCAUUGAGACGGUGCUCAUCGCCUACUUACAGCCCUGAGCCAGUGGUGGAAAUUCCCCAUUCCUAUGGCCAAAGCUAGUCUAUCCACAGGACAACCACUGUUGACUCUUCCUGACAAAGUGGAAUUUAUUUUAUCUACUCCAAAGGGAUGAUGCGCUAAGCCAACCCCCGACCAGGAUUUGUACUAACCUUCCAAUUGCGAACGGCUUGCUCCACCACUAAGCUAACUGGCAACGAUAUUGCGGUAUAUAAUACAUUUUUAUCACAUCCCGUUAUCAAUCCACUGCUGAAGACCUUGCCACGCCAUAUCGGUCAUGGGGAUUGUUUGACCAUAAUUCACCAUGCUUGGUCAGUACAGAUUGGUAAAGGAGGGGGCCAGUGCUCAGGACCGGUUCUGGUAUUGCUCGCCACUGAUGUUAUCUGACUGGAAAUAAACAUCGGUUUGCUGA